CGCACGAAACGGUCGCACAGUUGUUGCUUCGCUUCUUGGGAGUCGCGUUUAUUUUUGUUUUUCUCCUUGGUUCCUCAGUUUCCUUACUUCUUGUUCACUGCCUGCCGCAAAAGAUCUUAAAGUCAAGAAUUUUUAACACAAGAACCUUCCACAAUGCACUGAAGAGACUGCACAUAAGGAGUGGGCGUCAAGCCCAAUUUAUAUUCACCAAAGGCAACAGUUAUUAAUUGUUUUUUUUAUUGGCGGAUGCAAUAUUUUUACUUUGUACGCACGCCAAGCAUUAUGCAUAUAAAGUAUUUGCAACUCGCUGUUCUGUGGCUGUGGGUGGUUUCCGAAGCAUCUGCCAGUUUGGCCAAAUUUAGCAGCACAACGCCAGCGAGUGCUCAGCAAUCAGACGUGGAGCUGGAGGCCAUCAAUGGAACACUUAACUACCGCCUCUACGCCAAGAAGGGCAAGGACGACAAGCCUUGGUUUGAUGGCCUGGACAGUAGGCACAUCCAGUGCGUUCGGCGAGCUCGUUGCUACGCUACCACGAACGCCACCAACUCGUGCUUCGGCUCCAAACUGCCCUACGAAAUGAGCAGCCUCGAUCUCACCGACUUCCACACCGACAAGGAGCUGAACGAGAAGCUGAACGACUAUUACGCCCUCAAGCAUGUGCCUAAGUGCUGGGCGGCCAUACAGCCUUUUCUGUGUGCCGUCUUUAAGCCAAAGUGCGAGAAAAUCAAUGGGCAGGACAUGGUCUACCUGCCCUCCUACGAAAUGUGCCGGAUUACUUUGGAACCGUGUCGAGUUUUAUACAAUACGACGUUUUUCCCGAAAUUUCUGCGCUGCAACGAAACGCUCUUUCCCGCGAAAUGCACAAACGCUGCGCGAGGCAUGAAAUUCAAUGUAACUGGCCAGUGCCUGAGUCCUUUGGUGCCGACAGAGACAUCCGCCAGCUAUUAUCCUGGCAUCGAGGGCUGCGGCGUGAGGUGCAAGGAUCCCCUGUACACCGACGAUGAGCACCGUCAGAUCCACAAGUUGAUCGGCUGGGCUGGUAGCUUGUGCCUCCUUUCGAAUCUCUUUGUCGUGUCCACUUUUUUCAUCGACUGGAAGAAUGCCAACAAGUACCCGGCUGUGAUUGUAUUCUACAUAAAUCUGUGCUUCCUAAUUGCCUGCGUCGGCUGGCUGCUGCAGUUCACUUCCGGCUCUCGGGAGGACAUAGUAUGCCGCAAGGAUGGCACUCUCCGUCACUCUGAGCCCACGGCUGGCGAGAACCUCUCCUGCAUUGUGAUAUUCGUCCUGGUUUACUACUUCCUCACCGCCGGAAUGGUAUGGUUUGUGUUCCUAACCUACGCCUGGCAUUGGAGAGCCAUGGGGCACGUUCAGGAUCGCAUCGACAAAAAGGGUUCCUACUUCCACCUGGUGGCCUGGUCACUGCCUUUGGUGCUCACCAUUACCACUAUGGCUUUCAGCGAGGUAGAUGGAAAUAGCAUUGUGGGCAUCUGCUUCGUCGGUUACAUCAACCAUCCGAUGCGGGCAGGAUUGCUUCUUGGGCCGCUCUGUGGCGUGAUUCUCAUUGGCGGCUACUUCAUAACUCGAGGCAUGGUGAUGCUCUUCGGACUGAAGCACUUUGCUAACGACAUUAAGUCAACUUCUGCGAGCAACAAAAUCCAUUUGAUCAUCAUGCGCAUGGGAAUCUGUGCGCUGCUCGCUCUGGUUUUUAUUCUGGUGGCCAUUGCUUGUCACGUUGCGGAGUUUAGGCAUGCAGAGGAGUGGGCCCAGAGCUUCAGGCAGUUUAUCAUUUGCAAAAUCUCUUCUGUAUUCGAAGAGAAGAGCUCCUGUCGCAUAGAAAACCGUCCCAGUGUGGGCGUCCUCCAACUGCAUUUACUGUGCCUCUUUAGCUCCGGAAUCCUCAUGUCCACCUGGUGCUGGACGCCUUCUUCCGUAGAGACUUGGAAGCGGUACAUAAGAAAAAAGUGCGGCAAGGAAGUCAUCGAAGAAGUCAAAAUGCCCAAGCAUAAGGUCAUUGCGCAAACGUGGGCCAAGCGAAAGGACUUCGAGGACAAGGGCAGGCUGUCCAUUACGCUCUGCAACACGCACACUGAUCCCGUCGGUCUUAACUUCGAUGUGAAUGAUCUGAACUCCUCGGAGACGAACGAUAUAUCCUCCACCUGGGCUGCAUACCUGCCGCAGUGCGUAAAACGUCGAAUGGCUCUGACGGGCGCGGCGACCGGUAACUCGUCGAGCCACGGGCCGCGAAAGAACUCCCUGGACUCCGAGAUCAGCGUAAGUGUUCGCCACGUUUCCGUCGAAUCCCGCAGAAAUUCGGUGGAUUCGCAGGUAUCUGUCAAAAUAGCUGAAAUGAAGACCAAAGUGGCGUCCCGAUCGAGAGGAAAGCACGGAGGCUCCUCAAGCAACAAGAGAACACAGAGGAGGAGGGAGUACAUAGCAGCUGCCACGGGAAGGAGCAGCAGGCGAAGAGAGAGCAGCACAUCGGUGGAGUCCCAGGUCAUCGCACUGAAGAAAACCACUUAUCCCAAUGCUAGUCACAAAGUGGGCGUGUUUACGCAACACAGCUCCAAGAAGCAACACAAUUACACCAGCUCAAUGAAGCGGAGGACAGCGAACGCCGGACUAGAUCCGACAAUCCUGAGUGAAUUUCUGCAAAAGAACGGGCAGUUUGUAUUCCCAUUUCUACAAAACCAGGACAUGAGCUCCAGUUCGGAGGAGGAAAACUCGCAAGCGUCUCUGAAGAUUCAGGACCUCAACGUGGUUGUGAAGCGGGAGGAGCUCAGUGAGGAUGAUCACGAAGGAAUUAAGAUCGAGGAACUGCCAAAUAGCAAACAGGUGGCUCUAGAGAACUUCCUCAAGACGAUGAAAAAAUCGAAUGAAUCCAACGGCAAUCGAAAUUCACGCAACUCCACACGAAGCCGGCAGUCAAGAAAGUCCCGAAAGAGCCACCCCAAGACCACUGGCCUCGAGCUGGACUUCAAAAGGAACUAUGUGCGGAGUCGCUCGAAUGAUUCUCUUAGUUGCACCUCCGAGGAACUGGACGUGGCUUUGGAUGUGGGUAGCCUACUAAACAGCUCCUUUUCCGGUUUAUCCAUGGGCAAGCCGUCGAGUAGGAACAGCAAAACCAGCUGCGAUGUGGGUAUCCAGGCUAAUCCCUUUGAGCUGGUUCCCAGUUACGGGGACGAGGAACUGCAGCAGGCCAUGCGACUGUUGAAUGCGGCCAGUAGGCAGAGAAACGAGGCGGCCAACGAAGAUGGCGGGGGCACGGAGCUGCAGGCUUUGUUGGGACACCAAAAUCGGCAUCACAGGGAGCCGUCGUUUAUGAGCGAGUCCGACAAACUCAAAAUGUUGUUGCUUCCCUCGAAAUAGCAAGACUAAGCGAUCAAAUACUGCAUUUACUUAAGUUUUUGAAACUCUUUUCGAAGGUCCGUCAAGCCUGUUUCGGUUCUUUCGUAAUUCAUCGAGUUCUUUGCUCGAGAAGAAAAACCAAAUUAAGUUGUAAACUUUUCUAAAUCAACUUUUUAAUUUGCAAAAUCAAUCUGACUUUUCUGAGCCUUGUUCCAACUUUUCUUAUUCCAUUGAAAAGUAUUUUUAAGAAUUUCGACUUAUCCUUGCUGAAAAAGGUUGACACUGAAACUGGAUAUCAUCGGAUAAUUUGUUUAUUAUUUUACAAGUAUUGAAACAGAACUGAUGUUUGUACAAAAACUUAUAGACAGGUUAAAACAAAACUUGAGAAGCACAAAAAAUUGGAAAAUACUCUGCGAAAUAGAACCAGAAACAGGUUAAAUGUAUGUUUUUAUUCAGUUUACAUUGCGAUGGCCUUUAGUUUUUCUUAGUUGUUUUAUUGAGCAGAAUAAGCGAAACUAAAAUUACGAAUACUCAUAGACAUUAAGCUGCGAAUGUUAUUUUACAAACUCAUCUUCCCAUCUAGCUCGUAAGCAUACAAAUAUCUUUAUAUUGUACGUUUGUGAAUGACUGUUUCCUUAAUCCUGGUACUACCGGCGAUUCAAAUUUAUAUUCUUGAUCCAUUUUUCAUUGCCGUUGAGUACUGGGCUUCAAACUAGGUUCUAGAUUUUACAUUAAAGUACGAUAAAAAUAAGCCUCCUUGGGCAAACCGAUCGUACCUCGAAAAGUGCCUACAAGUUUACAACAUAUCUCAUAAAUUUGUGUAACUAAUAAACCGAUUUUAAAUCCUCGAA
This is a messenger RNA of Drosophila ficusphila, 4196 nucleotides long. RefSeq names its product protein smoothened (gene smo). Gene Ontology annotation, cellular component: plasma membrane; cilium; dendrite. Gene Ontology annotation, molecular function: transmembrane signaling receptor activity; patched binding. The coding region runs from base 247 to 3366 and encodes 1039 amino acids. The transcript has 6 exons. NCBI's taxonomy places the organism in Eukaryota, Metazoa, Arthropoda, Insecta, Diptera, Drosophilidae. The record is from RefSeq and is a predicted model, not a curated record. Gene Ontology annotation, biological process: commissural neuron axon guidance; positive regulation of smoothened signaling pathway; central nervous system development.